AUGACAUCCUCCUACCUCCACCCCCUCCCCUCUAUAUUCAACAACACCCUCGCCAAAUGGGCCUACAUCUCCUCAGCCGCGUUUGCUAAUCUCCCAGGUACAUUCAACCGCUCUGCCCUCGAAGCACCAUGGGCAACAGAAUCCAUCUCGGAUGAUAGACUUGCGCAAACUCUUGCCCAUUUGAACACCACCGACUUCAUUGCCUAUGACCCUGAAUUCUUCGACCUAAUCGGCCCCAACGCCACUAUCGAACACGUCCAGAAACUCGCCUAUCAAUCCCACGAAUCACCCUGCUACAUCAAGGAAACGAAUCAGCUAUUCUUCGUUGAAUGGGGCCCUCCCGGCGGGGACGAGGGGGUUCACUCAUGGCAGUAUCUGCUCGACACUGAGACGAACGAACUCAGAAAGAUCACGACAAGUCCGCCGACGUAUAAUACCCACGGCUGUGUCUACUAUAAUGAGUCGCUGUAUGUCGUUACGGAUGGGUAUGGGGACGAGGAGUCCGGUUCCUUGGUGAAGAUCGUUCCGAAGACGUGGGAGAAGCAGACGCUGGUGAAUAAUUAUCUUGUUCAGCCGUUUGCGGGAUUUAAUGAUUUGGAAAUGGACAGGGAAGGGAACUUUUGGUUGACGGAUUCGAAGUCGGGUUGGGGCCGAGGCAUCACCAACUUCACACCCCCCACGAACCCAAGCAUCUACUUCAUCCAACACGACACCCUCCGCUCAAAGGUCGUAUGGACAACCACCGGCAACACAAACGGCGUCGCAAUCUCCCCCGACGGCAAGACCCUCUACGUCCCAGACACGGGCGUAUCAACCUACUAUCCGCGCCACAAGGACCCGUACGGAAAGCGCGAGCUAUGGGCCUUUGACAUUUCCGAGUCAAGAUCCGUUUUGUCGAAUAAACGCCUCCUGAAUAACCCGAUCGCGUACUUCUACGACGGCGUGCGCGUGUCGCGGAAUGGUUGGAUCUUUGCGGGGGCGGGUGACGGCGUGGAUGUGAUUGAUCCCGAGACGGGGUUCGCGGUGGGGAGUAUCCGGGUAGGCGGGGGCGAUAAUUUGGCGGUUAGUUUGGCGUUUGGGGAGAAUGAGUUGUGGAUUGUGGGCAGAGGAGGCGUGUGGCAUGUUAAGGGGGUUAGGGAGAGGUUGGCGAGGGGAUGGUAG
Aspergillus melleus is the source of this 1161-nucleotide messenger RNA. RefSeq names its product SMP-30/gluconolactonase/LRE family protein. The transcript is spliced from 3 exons. The record is from RefSeq and is a predicted model, not a curated record. Bases 1 to 1161 code for a protein of 386 amino acids. Lineage: Eukaryota; Fungi; Ascomycota; Eurotiomycetes; Eurotiales; Aspergillaceae.